AUGUUGCACGCUCUGCGUAAUGCGCGAUCUGCUGUUAAGCCGGCACGGGCGUUUGCUGGCCAGGUGCGCAACUUGUCGAUUCACGAAUACCAAUCGAUGGAGCUCUUGAACGCUUAUGGAAUACCCACGCCCGCCAGUAAAGCUGCCAAGACCCCGCAAGAGGCAUACGAUGUCGCAAAGAACUUUGGCAAAGAUGGACUCGUGAUCAAGGCCCAAGUUCUCGCAGGGGGUCGUGGAAAGGGCAGAUUCGACACUGGGCUACAGGGUGGUGUGCACAAAGUCAGCAGCCCAGACGAGGCCAAGGACCUUGCAUCCAAAAUGAUCGGGUCGAAACUCAUCACCAAGCAAACUGGUGCUGCCGGACGUAUCUGCAACGCCGUCAUGCUCGCUGAGCGACGUGACCCAACGCACGAGUACUAUGUUGCUGUGCUCAAUGACCGAAACACGGGUAGUCCUGUGAUUGUCGCUUCUGCGCAGGGUGGUAUGAACAUUGAGGAGGUCGCUGCCAAGGACCCAAGUGCGAUUAUUACCACACCUGUGGACUACAAGAAUGGUUUGAGCAAGGACUCUGCGCUCGAGCUGGCUGGAAAGCUCGGGUUGAAGGGACAGCAAGCCGAGGGUGCCGCUGAGAUCUUUGUUAAUUUGACAAAGAUCUUCAGGGAAAAGGACGCGACUCAGAUCGAGAUCAACCCAAUGGCGACUACGGCUGAUGGUGCAGUACUUUGCAUGGAUGCCAAGUUUGGCCAGGAAGAUCCUACGGAAGUCGAGGCGGCCAAGUACAACUUGAACUUCAUCAAACUCGAUGGAAACGUCGGGUGCCUUGUAAAUGGCGCGGGUCUCGCUAUGGCUACCAUGGACGUUCUCAAGCUGCAUGGAGGCGAUCCUGCAAACUUUUUGGAUGUCGGAGGAGGAGCGACACCCGAUACAGUCAAGAAGGCAUUUGAGCUUCUUCUCUCAGAUAAGAAGGUUACCUCGAUCUUUUUGAAUAUCUUUGGUGGCAUUAUGCGUUGCGACUACAUUGCCGAGGGUGUCAUCAAGGCCACGAAGGAGCUCCAGCUCACUGUCCCUCUUGUUGUGCGCUUACAGGGAACAAAAGAGAAGGAGGCAAAACAACUUAUCAAGGACUCUGGUCUCAAAAUCUACGCCUUUGACGGUCUCGAUGAGGCUGCUGCCAAGGCUGUGGAACUCGAGCAGCUCGAUAGCAAGCUAUUUCGAAGCAAAUCCCUCUGGACGCCUCCGCGGUCACGAGGCGUAUUCGGUGGCCAAGUAAUUUCUCAGGCAUUAGUAGCCGCAACGCGUAGUGUGGAGAAGGGAUUCUCAAUUCAUUCUCUCCAUUGCUACUUUUUGAUGUCUGCGGAUGCGUCGGUGCCCAUUAUCUACUACGUCGAGCCUAUCCGUGAUGGCUGCGCAGAAUGGGAGAUGGAUUUUCAUGCUCACUUGCUCAUUCCAACGCCCGGAGCACGGACAACCAUCUCACCAAUGGGCGAUGCCGAGGAACGUCCCAGCCCCGAGAUUGCCCCUACCAGGAAGACGUGUUCAAGAAAUAUUCCGAAAAGCCAGGCCUCAGUGAUGACAUUCGUCAAAUGUGGAUACAAUACGCAGAGGAAGCGUAGCCCUAUCGCCAUUAAACCCGCUGGUUCUAUUACUACACCAGACGGACUUGUUCAGAGUAUGUAUUGGAUGCGGGCCAAGAACGCUCCUACCAAGUUCCAGGCGGAUUUUCAGAAGUGUGUUCUCGCAUACAUGUCAGAUUUGAACUUCAUUGGAGUCGCAGCUCGUAGCACGGGUCUACACAGUGGGGCAGCACCACCGAAUAGACUCGGUAUGAUAUCUUCCUUGGACCAUACUAUCUGGUAUUAUGAUCAUGAUUUCGAUUGCAAAAAGUGGUUGCUUUUCGUGACCGUUUCACCUCGCAGUGGCCUCGGAAGGGGUGUCGUCCAUGGUCGGGUUUACACACAAAAAGGCACUCUUAUCGCUGUCGUAACGCAGGAGGGCGUAGUACGAGCAGAUUUGGCGCCGAGGAAACAUUUGAGCAAAACAACCAUGGAUGAGGACGAAAUUAUCGACGUAGUUGCCACAGAUCCUGCGCCUAUCGGCGCCCCUCUGACUAUAGAUACCAAUAGCUUCUACUCUGCUCCAUCUCCGUUACAAACACCGAAUACCUUACUUUCUGGUCGCCCUCGACGCGAGUCCGCUGGUAUUCGCCGUGCGUCUAUGAGCUAUGACCCAGAUGCUUGGGAGCCCAACCGUUCUCGUGCGGCCAAUCGUGCGGCCAAGGCAAAAAUCAAGAAUAUUCAGGCUACUGGAGUCACACCAAAAGUCAAGCUGAAGCUGACCGAGAAGUCUUUGACUGCGAAUGGAGGUGGGAUGAGCUUCAUGGGGUCAUACGAUCGAGAACUCGAUUCAGACGAAGAUGAAGACCUUGUCUUUGAGGAACAAUUCAUUCUCAGGAUGCCUCCUGGUGAUGAUUGUGAGUGUCUCAGGAGAAUGGUUCAGGCGAGGGACGUCAAAGAUGAUGUUUGGUUCAAGUUCAAAGAUUCACGUCGAGCGGUUUUCCACAUUGGAGGUAACACGUACAACGCCAAACUCGUCGAUCUUCCUGCUAUUAUCGAGUCCCAGAAAACCUUGGAUAACAGACAGAUGUACAAGGUGGCGGAUAUAUGCCAGAUGUUGGUUGUUGAAGAUAAAAUAAUUUCAGAUGAACCGUCAUCGAAAGGGACAUUUAACAUUGAAGAUUACAUCUGGCCCCAUGGCCUGACACCCCCAAUGCAACAUGUGCGCAAGCGUAGGUUUAGGAAGCGAGUCAAUCGCACAACUAUCGAGACAGUCGAAAAAGAGGUCGAACGGCUACUGGACACAGACUCUCAAGCAACUAAUGUUAAAUACGAAAUUCUUGAGGACGUUGGGGGCUCGGAGGCAGCUACUCCAGGCGCUGGAAUGGAUAUGUUCGACGGAGAGGACGGAUAUCAGGAUGCAACCGGGAUGGCAGCACAGCAAGAGGACGACCUAUUCGAGCAAGAGCUGCAAGCAGAACUUGCAAAAGGUCUCGGGGAGGAGUCCGACGAUGAUGAUGAUGACGAUGAUGAGGAUCAAGAAGAAGAGAGUGAGAGCGAGGAGGACGGCGAUGAGGAAGAGGACGAAGAAUUCGUUCGCACUAGGAAGCUCUUGAACGAAGAAAUUAGGGAUCUGGAGGCUGCCGUAGCGAAGAAAGAGCAAGAUAUUUCAGGAACACAAAAUAUCCUUAUCAAGCGUCGAUUCGAAGAUGCGCUUAAGAAACUCAAGGCCGAUCUCGAAGCAAAGGUUGCGCAGAGGGCCGGAUUGCUUUCUGCCAAGGACAAAGCCGAAGCAGCAGCAGCAGCCUCCGAAGAGGAAGAGGAAGAAGAUGAGGAGGAGGAGGAGGAGGAAGAGGAUCCUGAGGUCCUCGAUGGAGAGGAACAGCCAGUAGUUCUCAAUGUUGGCGGAAUCCCAACUGUUAUCGGAAAUCAGGGGGGCGUAGACUCUAGGGAGAUGUCAACGCCUAGGGGAGAUCUUGAUGUCGAGAUAGGUACCCCGGUGCCUUCCCAGCCGGGUACUCCUGCUCCAGACGGAAUGGAUAUUGGCUAA
Molecule: messenger RNA, 3603 nt
Organism: Rhizoctonia solani
Lineage: Eukaryota; Fungi; Basidiomycota; Agaricomycetes; Cantharellales; Ceratobasidiaceae
Product: succinyl-CoA synthetase beta subunit
Exons: 28
Coding region: 1-3603 (1200 amino acids)
Biological process (GO): succinyl-CoA metabolic process; transcription initiation at RNA polymerase II promoter; tricarboxylic acid cycle
Cellular component (GO): transcription factor TFIID complex; mitochondrion; succinate-CoA ligase complex
Molecular function (GO): ATP binding; metal ion binding; succinate-CoA ligase (ADP-forming) activity
Source: RefSeq, a predicted model, not a curated record